AUGGCCGCGAGCCCCUCUGUAGUUCCUGUGGCCCUGACCACUCCGGGGGUACCCGUCUUGUCAGCUAGUGGCGAUUUCUCAAAUUUGCGGGAAAUUAAAAAGCAGCUGCUACUUAUCGCUGGCCUUACCCGAGAGCGGGGCCUACUGCACAGUAGCAAAUGGUCGGCGGAGUUGGCCUUCUCCCUCCCGGCGUUGCCUCUAGUCGAGCUGCAGCCGCCUCCGCCUAUGACAGAGGAAGAUGCCCAGGAUAUGGAUGCUUACACCCUGGCCAAAGCCUACUUUGAUGUUAAAGAGUAUGAUCGGGCAGCACAUUUCCUGCAUGGUUGCAAUAGCAAGAAAGCCUAUUUCCUGUACAUGUAUUCUAGAUACCUGUCUGGAGAAAAGAAGAAGGAUGAUGAAACAGUUGAUAGCCUAGGCCCUCUGGAAAAAGGACAAGUAAAAAAUGAGGCUCUUAGAGAAUUGAGAGUGGAGCUCAGCAAAAAGCACCAAGCUCGGGAACUUGAUGGUUUUGGCCUUUAUCUGUAUGGUGUUGUGCUUCGAAAACUGGACUUGGUGAAAGAGGCCAUUGAUGUAUUUGUGGAGGCUACUCAUGUUUUGCCUUUGCAUUGGGGAGCCUGGAUAGAACUCUGUAACUUGAUUACAGACAAAGAGAUGCUGAAGUUCCUGUCUUUGCCAGACACCUGGAUGAAAGAGUUUUUUCUGGCUCAUAUAUACACCGAAUUGCAGUUGAUAGAGGAGGCCCUGCAAAAGUAUCAGAAUCUCAUUGAUGUGGGCUUUUCUAAGAGCUCUUAUAUUGUUUCCCAAAUUGCAGUUGCCUAUCACAAUAUCAGAGAUAUUGAUAAAGCCCUCUCUAUUUUUAAUGAGCUAAGGAAACAAGACCCUUAUAGGAUUGAGAAUAUGGAUACAUUCUCCAACCUUCUUUACGUCAGGAGCAUGAAAUCUGAGUUGAGUUAUCUGGCUCACAACCUCUGUGAGAUUGAUAAAUAUCGUGUAGAAACUUGCUGUGUAAUUGGCAAUUAUUAUAGUUUGCGUUCUCAGCAUGAGAAAGCAGCCUUAUAUUUCCAAAGAGCUUUGAAAUUGAAUCCUCGGUAUCUUGGGGCCUGGACACUAAUGGGACAUGAGUACAUGGAAAUGAAGAACACAUCUGCUGCUAUUCAGGCUUAUAGACAUGCCAUUGAGGUUAAUAAGCGGGACUACAGAGCCUGGUAUGGCCUCGGGCAGACCUAUGAAAUCCUUAAGAUGCCAUUUUACUGCCUUUAUUAUUAUAGACGGGCCCAUCAGCUUCGGCCCAAUGAUUCUCGUAUGCUGGUUGCUUUAGGAGAAUGUUAUGAGAAACUCAAUCAACUUGUGGAAGCCAAAAAGUGUUACUGGAGAGCUUAUGCCGUGGGAGAUGUGGAGAAGAUGGCUCUGGUGAAACUUGCAAAGCUUCAUGAACAGUUGACUGAGUCAGAACAGGCUGCUCAAUGUUACAUCAAAUAUAUCCAAGAUAUCUAUACCUGUGGGGAAAUAGUGGAACACUUGGAGGAGAGCACAGCUUUCCGCUAUCUGGCCCAGUACUAUUUUAAGUGCAAGCUGUGGGAUGAAGCUUCAACUUGUGCCCAAAAGUGUUGUGCAUUCAAUGAUACCCGGGAAGAAGGUAAGGCCUUGCUCCGGCAAAUCCUGCAGCUUCGGAACCAAGGAGAGACUCCUUCCACUGAGAUGCCUGCACCCUUUUUCCUACCGGCGUCACUGUCUGCUAACAAUACUCCUACACGCAGAGUUUCUCCACUCAACUUGUCUUCAGUCACACCAUAGUUGACUAAUUUCAAGCUAGCACAUUGCCUUACCUCCAUGUAAAAAAUUGCCAUGUCUAUUCUUCCAAGGACCUUAGCUCUUUUUGUGUGUACAGAUGGAAACAGCUCCUUGGGGAGAGUUUAUAGAAUCACCUUCAGAGUAGACUGACAGAAGAAUCCUGGCAGGAAACAGACACUGUCUUGCCAGUUAGAAGCACUUCUUCCUAUGUUCAGAGUAGCUACAGAGCUUGGCCUUCUUCCCAGAUUCUCCCCACCUCACCCCCAAACAUCCUUGUACUAGCACUUUAGCACAGGCAAGGCUACAGGCUACAGGAACUGUUUUAAUGCUGCUGGGAGUGGUUUCCUGAGAAGUGAGGAAAGGAGAAAAGUUAGUGAUUCUAUCCUCUGCUGACAGUAGGGGCACUGGAUACCCUAGCAAGGUCAGGGCCCUGGAUAGACAUGAUGGUAUUCUUGGAUUUACUGAGCAUGACUGUUCUGUCAGAGAUUAGGUUUAAAUGGAGUAAAACUAUACAGUAGGUCCUCGGUUACAUCGGAGAUCCGUUCCUACGCCGUGAUUUUUAUCGUAAGUCAGAACCCACCUACAUAAGCACCUACGUCACUCACAUGGAGCACAUACACAGCAGUAAUGAAGUGACAGAGAAAGAUAACAAUUCAUGACCUUUACUUGUAAAUAAAUAAUAAAAAACAUAAAGCACAUGUCGAAAUGACGAACUUUUUUUUUAAUAAAUGAGAGAUGGUGACGUAACCAUGAGCGUUGUAUGUUGAGUCUGAUGUAGCCCGAAGACUGCCUGUACAUUUGUUUUGAAGAGUCUCCUAGAAUAUUUCAAAUUCGAGGUAUCUUACUAGAGUUGAAUAGAAGGGACAAACAUAAUCUUAUGGAGUAUGAAGGCCCCUACCAAGAGCAAAAGAUGUCUAGUUAUCUAUAUUCUCCCCCCAAAAGUGAAGUAAGGAGACAGGAUUACAGAUAAUCUCAUGGCCAUUUGGAGAUAACUUUUUAUAACUACAGACAAGAAUAAACUCAUUCAAGCUGGUCUGUUUUAAUAUUUAUGUAAUUGUCUUUUUUUCCGGCUAGACAAGGUAAAGGGAAUCAUUGUUAGUGUGCUCUUAGAGGGUUUCAGGCCUGUGCAUGCGUAUUUAGUAGGAGGAAUAUGCGAUGGUUAUGUAUGCUGCAAUGAAUCUGUACAGAUGACAUGAAUUAUUCUGAGCUCAGGACCCAGCCUUCCUAUGUUCAUGUUUCCAAAACAAGUUUGUUACCUAUUCACCUCCGAAUGUGUGAUACUUCAUUUUAUAGUAAAGAAGGUUUAGAAUAUAUAAUGUCCCUUGAA
Eptesicus fuscus (big brown bat) is the source of this 3118-nucleotide messenger RNA. It is a transcript of the gene CDC23, whose product is annotated as cell division cycle 23. Gene Ontology annotation, molecular function: protein binding. Lineage: Eukaryota; Metazoa; Chordata; Mammalia; Chiroptera; Vespertilionidae. The record is from RefSeq and is a predicted model, not a curated record. Gene Ontology annotation, biological process: cell division. Gene Ontology annotation, cellular component: anaphase-promoting complex. Bases 1 to 1794 code for a protein of 597 amino acids. The transcript has 16 exons.